AUGGCCGGGCCAGCCGGGCCGCCCGUGCCGCGGCUGCUGCUGCUGCUGCUGCAGCUCCUGGCGCUGCCCGCCGAGCGCGCCGGCCCCGACUCCCUGUAUGUGUCCGAGUACUUCUCUCAGAGUGCACAGAAGCUCUCCUUCUACAGCUGGUAUGGCAACGCCAAGCUCUUCCACUUCCACGUGCCAGAGGACACCGUGCUGCUGCGCUGGCUCCUGCAGGCAUCCCGGGGGAAGGGCCCUGAGUGCACCAGCAUGGAGAUCACUGUGCACUUUCGGCACGGAGCCCCUCCCGUCAUUAACCCUUUGGGCACCCGCUUUCCUGCCAACGCCACCGUCCGUCCCUCCUACAACAUCAGCAUCACCCUGAGCAGUGCUGUGCAAAACACCACCUUUGUCAACGUCACCACCCCUGCUGCUGGGGACUGGUUCAUCGCCGCCCACCUGCCCCAGGCCGCGGGCAGGAUCGAGGUCAAGGGUUUCUCCACUCCAUGCCCCUAUAUGUUCCAGGCAGAUAUGUUUGUGCUCAGACUCACUGAUAUGCCUGUCCUGGAGCCUGGUGUGCCCAUGCCUCACACCGUUGUCUCGCCUGCUAAGCCACUGCAUGUCAAGGUCUUUGUUCCCAAGCACGCGGCGGCGAUGCGGUUCCAGCUGAGCAGCUGCGUCACCAGCGAGCAGAGAGCCUGCACUGUGAGGGUGCUGCUGGGCUCCAUCACCCUGCCCCAGUCCUUCCAGAGGAGCCUCACCUGCACGGGGAGCACCAACUGCAGCCUGGCCCUGGAGUCACCCCCCUGGGAGAAGUGGCUGCAGAUCAUGGUGGAGAGUCUGGGCACUGCCAACGCCAGCGUGUCGGUGGAGAUGCUGGCUUCUUUCACAGUUUGCAGGCCAGGAAGCAGCAGCUCCUUCCUUAACUUCAUCAGCCUAAACCAGAGCCAGUCUGCUCCCCACAGACCAGGAGCAGCAGGCAGCUCUGCUCUGGCUGCAGCAGAGGCUCCGCAGAACACGUCUGGGCAGCGCAGCAGCUCGUGCCUGCAGAGCCAGCCUGUGGUCAGGGAGGACCUGGACGUGGUGUCCGUGCGCUACCGGCUCCUGAACGGCCCCAGCGUGCCCGUGAGCUCCCUGUCCCCCACGCUGCUCCUGCUCAACCUCAACACGGGCAUGGACAGCGGGGGAGCCCUCGUGGUCAGUCUGCUGCUCAACAAGACAUCUGUGAGCCUGGCCAAUGCCACCGUGGCAGCCUGUGUGAGUGCUGCUUCCCCAGUGCUGUCCCUCAACGCCACACAGAACUGCAGCACAGCUUUCUCCCAGGGCUACCCUCUGAGUGUGAGCACGUCCUCUGCAGAAGCCACGCUGAUUGUCCUGUACCCACAGACCGAUGACUGGUUCCUGUCCCUGCAGCUCCUCUGCCCCAGGGGACAGGGGGGAUGUGCCGGUGCUGAAGGCAGAGUGUCGGUGUUCGCCUACCUCACCCCCUGCUUCAACGACUGCGGCCCCUACGGGCAGUGCAGCCUCCUGCGCAGGCACGGCUUCCUCUACGCCGGCUGCAGCUGCAAGGCCGGUUGGGGCGGCUGGAGCUGCACGGAUGACAGCAAGGCCCAGACCGUGGGCACACAGAACCUGGCCACGCUCCUGCUCACCCUGAGCAACCUCAUGUUCCUGCCCGCCAUUGCAGUCGCUGUCUAUCGCUUCUACCUGGUGGAGGCCUCUGUCUACACCUACACCAUGUUCUUCUCCACGUUCUACCACGCGUGUGACCAGCCGGGCGUGGCCGUGCUGUGCAUCAUGGACUAUGACACCCUGCAGUACUGCGACUUCCUGGGCUCCGUGGUGUCCAUCUGGGUCACCAUCCUCUGCAUGGCCCGCCUCAAGAAGAUCCUGAAAUACGUCCUUUUCGUCUUGGGGACCCUGUUAAUUGCCAUGUCCCUGCAGCUGGACCGCAGAGGGGUGUGGAACAUGAUGGGUCCCUGCCUCUUUGCCCUCCUCAUCAUGGUUACAGCCUGGGUUCACCACGGAGCAAAGCGCAGGCACUGCUACCCCUCCUCGUGGAAGCGCUGGGUUUUCUACCUCCUCCCAGGGAUCACCUUGGCUUUCAUUGCCAUCUCAGUGUACGCCUUCAUGGAAACCAAUGAGAACUACUACUACACCCACAGCAUCUGGCACGUGCUGGUGGCCUGCAGCGUGGCUUUCCUGCUCCCUCCUCGGGACAAGCAUAAGAAGCCCUGGGCCUGGCCCCAGAAGCUCACGUGUCGCUAUCAGAUCUGCCAGAACGACCGUGAGGAGCUCUAUGCUGUGACCUGACCUGGCCUGGCCUGGCUGCAGGGAUGGGGAGGCUGCUGCUGCCCGUGGCUGCCCCUGGCACGUUGGCACUCCUCUCACGGGCUUGUCCCCUGGGCAGGAGAGCGCAGCGUGGACUGGGUUUAAAGGUGAAGAUGGUCUGGGCUGGUCUUGUGGAGGCAAGUUUGAGGCCACCUCUGCUUUUCUGCUGGGGUGGGGCAGGCUCUUCGUGGUUCCAGAUCAAGGAAUAGCUUGUUCCCCACCUCCCCAUAGCCCUGGGGGAGAUCUCCAACCCUUCUUCCCCUGCUGCUGCAUCCACGAGGCUUGGGCUUAGCCCACACUGAGCUGGAGCCAAGGCUUUGGCUGCUGGGCUCUUCUCUGCACCCCAUCCUGGCAGAGCAUGGGGGACAGGGACCUCCCCUGCCAUCCUGCAGCCAGCACUUGAACCCAAGAGAAGAACAGAAGUUUCUUCUGCUCUGGGGAGCAAAUGCUGCCGAUUGCCCUUGGUGCUGAUGGGGAGGGAGAGAGGGAGCUGAUCCCAACACGUGCUGGGCCCUUGGCUGCCAUCUCCUUGGGGGUCUGGGGCCUCUCUCCCUCUCAAACAGGUGCUGCUGCUCUUACCUGGUCCUGAUUCUGUGGGGGACCCUGGAUUCAGGAUCAGACCUGGCAGGAAUGUGAAAAGCCCCAUGUGGGGACAUGCAGGAGGCAGCAGCAGCAUGUGACACCCACAGCAGUGCAGGGUUUGGUCUGAGUUUAACUUCAGCUCUGGGAGGAGCCAGGCUGAUGGUGUUCAGGGAUUCACUGUGUUCUUCUUUUGGGGGGUUUGGCAGGGCAGGGCUCUCUCUGGGGCAGCACAGGUGGGUGUCUGAGCUGCUCCUCCAGCCUGCUGUGCCCCAGAGCCUGGAUGUGCUGCAGGCUCUGAGGCCUCAGCAGUUCCAGCCCAGCCAGGAGCAUCACCAGGGGCUCCCCGGGUGGCCACGGUCUCCUUUGCAGCGUGUCUCACCUUAGCCUUACUCCAGGGCACGCAGAAAGCAAGGGCAGAACUUGGCAACCAGGGAAGUUGUUUUUGCCCAUCCUUCUUCUACAGAUAAGGGCUCCACUCCAUCCUUCCAGCUGUGUCAGCCUGGUGUGUGCUGCUGGGAGCCCCUCCUCGGGUGGCUUUGGGGAGGAGAGAGCUGUUAAUGAAGGAUUUGCCUCCUCGGGGUUCUUUCUCUGCUUUGAAGAGCACCCAGCUCAGCUGUGCACUUUAUCCCUCUGCCUCCCCUUCCUCUGCAAAGUCCCCCUUUUUAAGCAGGCUCAGGACAAGUGAGGGACACUUGUCCACACCCAGCAGUGUCAUCCCCCUGCCACCCGUGUCCCCUGCCUGUCCUUGUGCUGCUGCCAUCCAGGGCAGCACGGUGGGAAGGGAGACACGGGGCCCUCAGGGCUUCCUCCAACUUUUACCACUUUUAGGCACUUUUUUUGUCCCCUGUCUCGGUUUGCACAGCGGUGCUGAGGCCCCAGCACCGUGGCAGGGGAUCACUGCUCCUUCACAGCCGUGCCGUCCAUGCCGGGCCACCAGUGUGACCUGACUGCUGCCAGUGUGACUUGAGUGCCACUGGUGUCACCUGGGUGCUGCCAAGGUGACCUGAGUGCUUCCAGUGUGACCCAGGUGCUGUUGGUGUGACUCAGGUGCUGCCCAGGUGCCACCAGUGUGACCCGGGUGCCACUGACAUGGCCGGGUAUUGCUGGUUAUCAUAGAAAGCAAUAAUUCCUCAUCGGGCCUUUCCCUUCAGGGAUUUCUGUGCUGGAAGCAGGAGAAGCUUUGGGGCAAGAAAUCCCGCUGACAUGAUUGUUUAUUUUAUUUUUAUUUUAUGUAUCAUUCAUUUUUGCUUUGCCCCCUCCCUGCUGACCCGCCCUUGGUGCCUGAAGCAGGGAGGGUUAAUUAUUUUGGGUAAAAUCUGAGCAAAUUCCUGCGU
This is a messenger RNA of Camarhynchus parvulus, 4229 nucleotides long. RefSeq names its product post-glycosylphosphatidylinositol attachment to proteins 6 (gene PGAP6). The transcript is spliced from 13 exons. The record is from RefSeq and is a predicted model, not a curated record. Gene Ontology annotation, cellular component: plasma membrane. The coding region runs from base 1 to 2295 and encodes 764 amino acids. NCBI's taxonomy places the organism in Eukaryota, Metazoa, Chordata, Aves, Passeriformes, Thraupidae.